AUGGCAGUUAAUUCUGAGCCUCUCAAGACAAAGAGAACUUUCCUCCACCUUCUGGAAGGAAAGCUUUCAGCUGCCUGCCCGCGUCCUUGCGGCCUGCCAGGAGCCGGGAGAGACGAGCUUAAAUCAGCAGUGAGCUUUGCCACACCUUGUAAGGCACAAACUCUCUGUGGUGCAUGGCAGCAGGGACUGCUUCUCAGGCUUCGUACUCCCAGGGCCCAUUGGGUGGGGCCUGCCUUAGUCACAAGGAGUCACAAAAUGGCGGCAGAGCUUGGCGCGGCUGACAAAACGCUGACGUUCUCACCUCACAUCUAAUCCACCUUUGUAAAUGGCUCAGUUCUCCCUCUCCUUUUUGACGCCGUGAUUUCCUGUCUUGUGGUAUUGUGACUUAGCCUCCCCAUUUUAGGCAGAAUUUGGAAGUCCAUAAGCUCUUAAAUGAAAUAAACAAGGCUUUUUAUCUUUUUCUAUUCCCGCCCCCACAUAUCUCUCGAGGUGGCCAUCUGUGAUUUCUUCUCCCGUUCUUUCCCAAACUCGGCUUGUACCUAGUCCGCCGCCUCCCCCCACAGCCCUUUUGUCUUCACUUUCUCCUUCCAUAAUUGCAUUUCCUCUCUUAUACUCUUCAUUUCUAUUCCAAGUUCGUUUAUUUACUAAAUAUAACAAUAUGGCUGCUGCAGUUACUAAAGAGAGAGAGAGAGAAACCGUUCUUCUCAUUUCAGCAUCUCCUCUGGCCCCCUCUCCCCUCAGUUGGAGGGGAGGCCUUCCUUCCCUCUUCUAAACUUAGCUUUUCUGCCAACCACCUUUGCUCAACAUGCAAGAGGUUGCCGGCGCUUCCUUUGCUCCAACCAAAAGGCUGCGAGGCACUGAGGCCUGCUUGGAAGUGGCUCAAGGCCCCCAUUUGAGCAGCACGGCUGUAUAUCAUACAAUCCUCUUGAAAGCCUCAGUUUGCCAUGUGGCAUGAAGGGCUGCUUCUCAACAAACGCAGGCCCGAUACUGUCUUGGGCCUGUGGAACUAUUAGUGCAGUUGUUUGGAUACUAGCUGCUGUGCAUGUUUUAUGUGUUCACUUUUACAGGAAACAAAAACUGAUUUUCUAAAGGAGAUUUAACACUGGACAAGGCAAUCCUAAACCAUGGCAGAGUGGCAGAUGGACUGCUGUGUCCCAAACCCUAACGCUCACACCACUGAGGGUGGAAGGUGGAGUGGCUUCCUCCCCCCCAUCACCAAACACAAAAUUAGACCCCUUUGAGGAUCUGCAGGGGUUUGGAUCUAGCGACGCCAAAGAUGCCAGUACUUUGUCCUGAAACGGAUUGUUUUACAGCUGGUAGGAGAGCUACCAGUGAUAGCUUCCAGUCCCCUCCGUGCUGGCAAAGUCCAGCAGAUGGUCUCCUCAGCCUUAUAAUAACCCCCUGUAGAAACACGGAUAAAAGGGUUAGGAUUGCACUGUUACGAUUACAUCUAAGUUUUGUAUGCAGUGUGCAGCUGUGUCAAAAUGCACACACCUCAUAGCUAUUAAGGCCUUCCUGUUAGGUGGUAUCGGUGUUAAGAAAAGAUUUGUGAGAGAUUGAGGUUGUAUGGGAAAAUAUAUUUCUGGCACCCAUGCUCCUAUCUGGCGUGGAUGUUGCCAACCUUUUCUACCUGUGGGCACUUCUGGAGAUUUAAGAAAUAUCAUGGGCCCCCACGCACACACCACAACCUGUUAUAUUGGCUACAACAGAAUUCUUCUUUCAAGCCUGAUUUCAGUGGGGCAAAGGGACCGCAAUGGCACCAGGGAAGGCCUUUGUGUGCACAUGUGAACCUGCAGUCACUGGAUUGGAAACCCCUGGUCCAGGGAAUGCAAUGGUGGCGACCUCAUAGAAUUAAAACUCUUUACUUAUGUAAAUCCAAAUUCUGUGACAAAAGUUCUGCACCAGAAAAAGCAACCUGUAUAAAUCAAGCACGCUGUGCAAAUGUGCAUUAGUUGUCCCAUUUUAAAAAUAUUUUCUGCUAGCCCAUAGCAUAGAACAAUAUUUUCUGCACAAAACCACAUUCACACCUGAAUUCUGCAAACAACAUAAAUGAUGCACAUAAAGCAUGUGUUUGCAUAUUUUUCUAUUUGGAUAAUUUAGUCUGCUUCCACUAACCAUGGUGAGGAGAAUGCAGGGCACAGAAAUAGUAAAUCCUGGCCACUGGAAAUCGCCCCAAGCCAGUCUUUGGCUUCCAGUAUUUCACCAGACAUUGCCUAUUCACUUUUACAGUCCCACCCCCUCUGAAUAAGAGCUCGAAUAUUACCAAGAAGAAAGGUGGAAUCCUCACAAUUCGGCACAGUAUUUUGAAUGCUAUGACUCUCUAGUUUUCAUCUGUAAGCAAUGAUAUCUCCUGGGUAAGAAGUGGUCAGGGUUGGCAGGAAGGAAUAAUCAGCAGCUCUGCUAGUUACUUCCCCGUGGAAUGCAAAAGCUGAAUGUCAAGCAGGCUGUGAGCAUGUCGGAAGUUAUUCUGUGCUGCUGUGUGUGUGUGUGUUAGGCACUAUGGUAACACCAUUGGCUAUGACACCUCAGUAACUUUUUUGUGGCUACAGAGCUGACUGAGUAAAAAUUAUUGUUAGAGGAGGAAAAAUAAACUAGAUUAUUUAAUUUAGAUCAGGCUAGAUUAAAGUAAGAAUCUGCAUGAACCGAUACAUUUAUUUUAAUGUAUUGAAUGGUUGCAUGCAGAGUUGCUGAGAAGAUGACAUGGAUUGACCAAGGAACAUGACAUUCGGCACAGUGGAGCUUGAUUGAUCAGGCUUAACAUGGGAACAGGUGCCUCCAUUUCGAUCUGUGUAAGUGGAAUGUUACUAGCUAAUUGUUUCUGACUUGUGACUGAUCCACAUCUGAAAAAGCAAAAGAGGUCUUUAUUUUAUUUCUGAAGAUUAAAAAAAUGCAGAGACUGCCAGAAUCAGAAAUAACAUUCCUGAAUAUUUGAAGGAGACUUAAGGGUUGUUUUUACAAAUCAUGAACUUGGACUAUCAAUUCAAUCAGCGUUCUUGUUUUUUCUCCUGACUGCAUUUUAUUUUUCAACACCCUGAUUGAUUGCAAGCAUAUUUACUUGGAAGCACGCCCCAUUGAUUUCAGUAUGAUUUGCUCUAAGAAAACAACAACUAGUAAAGCACAGUUGUUGAGAUUCACAUUUAAUACUGCAUUGCAAUGAAUUCUGCACUACCUGGCUUAGGAUGGCAUGUGGGAGCUGAGGCUGGUGUUCGUAAUUCAAAUGUAAAAGGUCAAAGAUGGAUGUUCCAAGUUUUAUUGCAGUUAUUCAGUGCUCAGUGGAGAGAUUACAUUGCAAUUUCCCUGGCUCCCUUGAAAACAGGUGUAUUUGUCAACAAGGGGUGGUAAUCAACUAAAUUUUACUCUGAGCAGACCACUGAAAUCAAUGGACCUAACUUAAGUUAAUUAAUUGUUGUGGGUAAAACAUGAGUAACACUUUCUUGACUACCACCCCUGUUUUGAGAACUGCAAAUUAGAUAGUUUGACCUAUAAAUGCAAGCUUAAUCAAGUUCUCACCCCCUUCCUAGUUAGAUUAGGCCAAAGGCCCAUCUAGUCCAGUAUUCUGUUCUCAUGGUGCCAACCAGAUGCUGAUGGAAAACACACAAGCAAGACUUGAGUGCAACAGCAUUCUCCUGACUUGUGAUUCCCAGAACCUGGUAUUCAGAGGCAUACUGCCUCCAUCACUGGAAAUCACACAUAGCUAUCAUAGUUAGUGGCUAUUGAUAGCCCAGCCUUUCUUGAAAAUCAUGAAAUUUAGAAUUGCAGCAGCUAUUAUUUUCCUGACAUAGCUGGUACAGUUUGACUCUUCAUUCUGUUUAGAGCACAGUAAAUCACAAUUAAAUCAGUGGGAUUCACUCCAAAGUAAAGGUACAUCAGAUUGCAGUCUUAAGGCUGUCCAUUUCUAGCAGGAAUUAUAUCUGCAUAUUUUUGUCAGGUACAGAAGUAAACAACCCAGCAGAGCGCAUAAUUUUACUCCGUUCCGCUGUUAUAAAUCUGUAGAGCAAGAAGUGUAUUAUGUAAAUGACACUAGAGUAUUUUGACCUGAAAAGAAGAUAUAAAUAGAUGUUUUCAAUUUAUCAACAUUGUAAAUACUAGCUAAUAAGUGAAAGAUCAAGAUGUAUUAAAUUCAGUGUGAGAUCUGCAAUGAUGAUUCAUGCAUGAUAUUUAACUUACAUCUCAGCUACUCACUUUGAGGUAAUCUGUGUGAUUUUAUCUUUUUUAAAUAGCCCUUACUUGUGGCUUUUGGGAAAAUUACAAAAAAGUCAGAAUUGUAUUUCCUUCCUUCCUUCCUUUCUUGGAAGAGAUCAUAUCCAAAGUCAAUAAUCCAUUAUUUAUGCAGAAGUUACUUUGUGCAUUAGGAGGAGUCGCCUUUGCUGAAAACCUGCAUCAUGAAGAAUGGAUUGUUUGACUAUUUUAGUUUAUAAUGCAGCUGCAAUUUUCUAAAACCUGUAAUAAAUAAAAAUAUUAAAAUGUUAUUAUUUUUUUAAAAAAUACUUAGUAAAGUAUUCUGUAAAACUGCCAGUACUAUGAUCAGCUGCUGAGUAUUUUGAAGAUGUUUGGGCAUUCUAUCAGGCUAUAACAGAACUGCAGAUCCUCCCUCUCAGUUUUGCUGAGGAACCAGAAACCUUUAGCUACUCCUUUUAGCUACUCUGUCCCUUCAACUGGUCAUUGCAAGAACCUCACAACUAAAAACUAAUGUCUGUCUCCUUUCACCCCUUCUCCCUCCCAGUCCCUUUUCCUUUUGUGUCGUGUCUUUGAGAAGUCAAGAAAUUUGGCAUGGUUAGAUAAAAUCUUAGUCUAAUCACUUGAAUUUUGAUACAGUGGUGGUAUACAGAACAAACCAAUAACUAGAAAAACCAAAGCUUGGAAUUAUUUGGACAAGAAUCUUUUUUCUGACUCAAGUUGCUUUAAAAGGCAAUAAUGGGAGCAGUGGGAACCUUUGAUUUUGCUCUGCUGGCAGAACCAAAUUUCCAUUGCCAAUUUGAGAUUUUUUCCCCCUCCCAAUAGUUUGUAUGAAUACAAUACAUUUUUAACCCCAUCCCCACAAAAAACUUUCCAAGCUCAUUAGAUCUCUUCUACUCUUUCAAUUUCUUUUGCAUCAAUGGUGCAAAGAGGCCUCAAGAAGGUGUUGCAUUUCUUUCUGUUUGCAGCAGUCGUUAUCCUCUGUAG
Messenger RNA from Podarcis lilfordi (Lilford's wall lizard), 5163 nucleotides. NCBI's taxonomy places the organism in Eukaryota, Metazoa, Chordata, Lepidosauria, Squamata, Lacertidae. The record is from the annotation of a GenBank genome assembly.